Messenger RNA from Penicillium diatomitis, 1509 nucleotides. Its product is annotated as mannitol dehydrogenase family protein. The coding region runs from base 1 to 1509 and encodes 502 amino acids. Gene Ontology annotation, molecular function: mannitol dehydrogenase activity. The record is from RefSeq and is a predicted model, not a curated record. The transcript has a single exon. NCBI's taxonomy places the organism in Eukaryota, Fungi, Ascomycota, Eurotiomycetes, Eurotiales, Aspergillaceae.
AUGGCACCUCUUAAGCUGAACAACAAGAACCUGGCGCAAAUUGCGACCGCGGGUGAAUCCCAAGUCAAGGUUCCUAACUACAAGCGCGGUGAUGCUGUCAAAGAGGGCAUUGUUCACAUUGGCGUCGGCGGCUUCCACCGAGCACAUUUGGCCGUCUACGUCGACCAGUUGAUGCAGAAACACGGUGUGAAUGACUACGCCAUCUGCGGUGUUGGCCUGCAGCCCUUCGAUGCCGGCAUGCGUGACGCUCUCGGUUCCCAAGACUAUCUCUACACUGUCAUUGAGCGAUCCGCCAAGGGCAGCUUCGCCAAUGUGGUUGGCAGCAUCAACUCCUACCUCUUUGCUCCCGAUAACCGCGAGGCGGUCAUUGCCAAGAUGGCUCACCCAGACACACACAUCGUCUCUCUCACCAUCACCGAGAGCGGCUACUACUACAACGAGAACACCCACGAGCUUCAGAGUGAAAAUCCCGAUAUUCAGCAUGAUCUGGACCCCGCCAACGACAAGUCUCCACGCACCACCUUCGGCUUCCUCUACGCGGCGCUGGUUCGCCGCCGUCAACAGGGCCUCAAGCCUUUCACCGUCAUGUCUUGUGACAACAUGUUGAAGAACGGCUCCAUCACCCGCCACAUGCUCGAGUCCUUUGCCGAGCUCCGUGACCCUGCUAUGGCCAAGUGGAUCUCUGAGGAGGGCGGCUUCCCCAAUGCCAUGGUGGACCGCAUCACACCCCAGACCGCCCCCUCCGAUAAAGCGGCACUUGCGGAGCACUUCGGCAUUGAGGACUCAUGGCCCGUUGUGACCGAGCCUUUCAUGCAAUGGGUUAUCGAGGACAAGUUCUCUGACGGCCGUCCUCCCUUCGAGAAGGUUGGUGUUCAGGUUGUCACGGACGUUCACGACGUUGAGCAAUUCGAGAAGCACAAGCUGCGUUUGCUCAACGGUAGCCACUCCGCCAUUGGCUACCCAGGCCAGCUGGCUGGCUUCAAGUAUGUCCACGAAGUGAUGGAAAAUGAGCUCUUCCGCAAGUUUGUGUGGCAAUACAUGCAGGAGGAAGUCAAGCCCCUUCUUCCCGAGAUCCCUGGUGUCAACAUCGACGAGUACUGCAAAACCCUCAUGGAGCGCUUCUCCAACCCCACCAUUAUGGACCAGCUUCCCCGCGUUGCCCUCAACGCCUCUGGCAAGAUUCCUCAGUUCAUCAUGCCUUCCAUCGCCGAGCAGAUCUGGGUGACCGGUCCCUUCCGUCGUCUGUGCUUCGUCGCCGCUGCAUGGUUCCACUACCUCAAUGGUGUCGACGAUAACGGCAACAAGUUUGAGAUCGAUGAUCCCAUGCGUGAGGAGCUCCAAGCCAAGGCUCGCGCUGGCGGCUCCAAGCCCCACGAGUUGCUCAGCAUCCGCAAUUUGUUCGGUGACGAUCUCCGCGCCGACAAGCGUUUCCUUGAUGAGAUCACCACCGCGAUGGAAGACAUCAAGCGCGACGGUAUCAUGAAGACUCUUCCCAAGUACAUUGAUUAA